Molecule: messenger RNA, 1470 nt
Organism: Microsporum canis CBS 113480
Lineage: Eukaryota; Fungi; Ascomycota; Eurotiomycetes; Onygenales; Arthrodermataceae
Exons: 1
Coding region: 19-1470 (483 amino acids)
Biological process (GO): polysaccharide biosynthetic process
Cellular component (GO): membrane
Molecular function (GO): acyltransferase activity, transferring groups other than amino-acyl groups
Source: RefSeq, a predicted model, not a curated record
GGACACCAGUCGCAGAAGAUGUCUGCCUUACCUGGAAAUAUAUUAGAGAAGCAGUACUGGCAGGAGCCAACAGGAGAGUCGAAACAAUCUCGGCUUUCCCGUGCAGCACGAUGGUUUCUUGACAUAGUACGGCCGUCUGUUCUAACGAAGGGCCGGCGGAAGCAGAUGGGACGGACAAGCUAUCUCGAUGGCUUAAGAGGAUUUGCGGCCCUGUUGGUUUAUAUCGGCCACCACGAGCUCUGGGCUCACGACGCAGCAACCCAGAACCCCAUAUUCGAGAAUGCGUUCGGAUACAAUAACAAACACCACUUUAUCGCCCUACCUGGGGUAAGGACAUUCUUCUCCGGCGGCCAUUUUGCUGUCAGCGUAUUCUUCGUUCUCUCGGGCUACGUGCUGUCGGUGAAAGCUCUUAGCUUGAUACACGCAGGCGACUAUAUCAAGCUUGGAGAUACCCUAGCCUCCGCCCUAUUCCGACGAUGGCUACGACUAUACCUACCCGUCAUAGGAACCACCUUCAUAUACAUGACAAUAUGGCAUCUGUUUGGAAUAACAGCAGUUCCCGAUCCGCAGGGGAGCUACAGAGAUGAGCUGUGGAAAUGGUAUUGCGAGAUGAAGAACUUCAGCUUCAUCUACAGGACCGGGGGAGAGCCCUGGUUCCAUUACAACUUCCACGCGUGGUCGAUUCCGGUCGAGUUCAAGGGCUCGAUCGUCAUCUACACUGCUCUUCUAGCGUUUUCGAAGGCGUCAAGGAACGCUCGCCUGCUGUGCGAGAUUGGACUGUUUGUCUACUUCAUGUACAUUGCAGACGGUGCGCUGUGCGCCAUGUUUGUUGCCGGCAUGCACCUCUCCGACCUCGACCUCCUCGCCGAGGGUAACAACCUCCCAAAAUUCUUCUAUCGCCUCCAACCGUACAAGGACACGAUAUUUUACAGCCUUUUCGUGAUCAGCAUGUAUCUUGGCGGCUGUCCGUCCCACAGCUUCGACGCUGCGCUGCUCAAGGACUCGCCCGGCUGGAACUGGCUCUCCUACCUGAAGCCACAGGCGGUCUUUGAUUUCAAAUGGUUCUACCUCUUCUGGGCCGCCGUCUUCCUCGUCUCCUCUAUUUCGCGCAUCCGCCCUCUGCAGAGCUUCUUCGAGCUUCGAUUCAACCAGUAUCUCGGUCGCGUCUCCUUCGCCCUCUACCUCGUCCACGGGCCUGUCCUCUGGAUUCUGGGCGACCGCCUGUACUCCGCAGUGGGCUGGGUGAAGGAUUCACACCACAAAACAAUCCCCGGCUGGAUCAACCGGUUCCCUUUGCCCACCGAUGGACCACUGGGCCUCGAAGUUGGCUUCCUUGCUCCACAAUUUAUUCUCCUUCCGCUCACCCUCUGGCUAGCGGAGAUUGUCACCAAGCUUUUUGACGGACCCAGUGUCAAGUUUGCACAGUGGGCGUAUUCCAAGACCCUGCCGCCAUCCGCCAAAGCGAUGUGA